AUACAGAAGCGAAUCCGCGAGCGUCCUUCCAGCAACGAGUCACGAGUGUCAGUGGAACUCGGAGUGAAUCGGAGUCUUCACCUUUUCAAUUGCGGCAUCUCAAUUUGUUUAUUUUGUGCAAGUUAUAGGCUUUACUGCUUGCCUUCGUUUCUAGUUGGCGUCCCAGAGCAGAGUGAUACAAACUGGUACGACCUUCGAUUCAUGGUAGAAUACUGUCACUGCAAGACGGAAGUUCGUUCCAUCUGACUCUUGAAUACGAAAUCACGAACAUUAACAAACCUCGUUAACUUUUUUGUCUUAUCAGUCAGAUCACUGUCCAGUGCUACUGUUGCCCUUACAAUCGAACCACAUCGGUCCCACUUAGCCAGCCAGAAGAGAUGACUUUGAAGUAUGUCUGGUUAGACGUUGAUCCGGGACAUGAUGAUGCCGCCGCACUUAUGAUGGCCUGUCAACUAGAGAAUAUCAAACUUCUUGGAGUAUCCAGUGUUCAUGGCAAUGCGUCCGCUGAUUGCACUGCCAAGAACACUGCAAGGUGUCUGCACGCAUUCGCCGCACCUUCCGAUGUUCUCGUAUAUCCUGGCGCAUCCAAGCCGUUACUUCGACCCACAAAGCACGAUCCUGAAAUUCACGGAGAAGAUGGCCUAGGAGGUGUUGUAGGGCUCCCUUCAGCUGAUAGUCCUGAAGUUCAAGCACGAUUUGCUCGGAAAGAUGAUGGGUCGUUCAUCCAUGCCGUCGAGGGAAUGGCAACAGCGAUCAAGGAUGUGUGGCGAAAUGGUACUGGAUAUCAAGUGUCGGUUGUCUCCUCCGGACCUAUGACGAACAUCGCCCUAUUUGUCAGCGUCUAUCCAAACCUUAUGGAAGCAGUAGAGCAAUUUGUAUUUAUGGGCGGAGGAGUGGGUGUCGGAAAUAGGUCUGCCGUCGCAGAAUUCAAUAUUAUGUGUGACCCUGAGGCGGCACAGAUUGUCUUAGACGCUCCAGUCAAGGCUGUUAUGAUACCCAUCAAUGUUACACACACAGCCAUUAUUACUUCAGCUAUCCAUUCCCGUCUGAGAUCACCCCAUUUACCCGUUGUAGACGGCGUGCUGGCACAUCCAUCCACUAAUCUCAGAAGCACGCUUUCUUCCAUCAUCAGUUUCUUCGCAGGAACGUACAAGUCAACAUUUGGUUUCGAUCAAGGUCCUCCUCUCCAUGAUGCGCUAACCAUCGCAUAUGUGUCCCAUCCUGAGCUCUUUGAAACUCGACGUUUUAGAGUGGAUGUAGAGUUGCAUGGUAAGCACACCGCAGGAGAGACGGUCAUUGACGUCUGGAAUUAUCGAGUAUGUGAUGACUCGUGGGGCUCUAACGGGAAGAAUUGCGUGGUUGCCCAGUCCGUUCAGGUCGCCCAGUUUUUUGAAUUGCUUUUGCAUUGUGUCUCCCGAUGUGAUGCCAUAUCCCCGCUUAAUAUACGACAAUGACAGUUCACAAGUUCACAUUACAUUCUACUUGCUCAUGAAGGAUUUCCCCUAUCUGUUCCCCCACGGUCAGGACUGCUCUAAGCGUGGGACUGCCCUUCGGAUUUUAUUACAUGCUAUCAAUCACGAUGUCAUCUCAUGACUGGUAUACACUGCCAUUUCUGCCAGCACUUUGCCACUGUAUAAUGGUUGAAGACACCAUGGCGGUCGAGCGCUUUCGAUAAGGCUAUUAUUGA
Suillus clintonianus is the source of this 1687-nucleotide messenger RNA. Its product is annotated as Inosine/uridine-preferring nucleoside hydrolase domain-containing protein. NCBI's taxonomy places the organism in Eukaryota, Fungi, Basidiomycota, Agaricomycetes, Boletales, Suillaceae. The record is from RefSeq and is a predicted model, not a curated record. Gene Ontology annotation, molecular function: purine nucleosidase activity. Gene Ontology annotation, biological process: purine nucleoside catabolic process. Bases 378 to 1454 code for a protein of 358 amino acids. The transcript has 7 exons. Gene Ontology annotation, cellular component: cytosol.